UCGUUUACUCCUUCUCUUCUUCGUAUUUCGAUCGUUGGCACAAACGUACAAUUUCGACCCUACACAAUUCUGGUUUUUUAUCCAUAAUAACAAAGUGAAUCGGCAAUUAACCAGGUCCAUUUUGAAACGGGAGAGAUAGCAGACUCUUAUAAAUAUAUCGUUUCAACAUAUAAACAGUGAUAUCCGAAAUUGCAUGUGUAUCUAGUGUUCUGUUUAUAGGAAUCGUCAGAAUGAUUUGGCUGUACCUCUUAAUUCUCAUUAUAUCCUUGGUUUACUUUUAUACAAAACGUAGCUUGACCUAUUGGCAGCGAAGAAAUGUGUUUGUUGAAAGCCCAGUUCCGCUAUUUGGAAAUUUACUCAGUAUUGCACUUGCUAAAGAAAAUUUAUCCAGUUUCAUCAGAAGGGUGUACACUGACCUAGGUGAAAAAUAUCCCUAUUUUGGCUUUUACCUCUUCCAUAAACCAAUUCUCAUUCUAAAGGACAGGGACAUCAUUAAACAGGUUCUCAUAAAGGAUUUCAACUCAUUCACUAAUAGAGCUCUCAAAUCCCACGAAAAAAUCGACCCAAUAUCUUCAAACACACUCUUUGUUUUGAGAGAUCAAGAUUGGAAAACUACAAGAAGUAAAUUGAGCCCGGUAUUCACAUCCGGUAAAAUGAAACUAAUGCUUCCAUUGAUGACAGAAAUAGCUCACAACUUGGAAAAGUUGUUGGACAAAUUCAACAACAAAAAUAUCGACGCUAAAGAUAUAACUAAGAGAUUCACUAUAGAUGUAACUACAAGCUGUGCUUUUGGUAUCGAUUCUGGAAGUUUGACAGACGAAAACUCCGAAAUCAAGAAAAAUACCGAUAUUAUUCUUGAUCAGAAAAGUUUCAUGAGGAGAUUCGCAUCCUUUAGCUGGGUUCUUUGUCCCACUUUAGUCGAUCUGUUUCGAUUGCCACUCAUUGAUUUAGAUUCAGCGGAUUACCUUGUUGCUAUCUAUCUGCAAUCUGAAGCAGACAGGAAGAGCAGAAAUGUUAAAAGGAACGAUUUGAUCGACCUCAUGAUUGACCUCUCCCGAGAAGAAACCACGAAAGAUAAUUUCUUAUUUGAUGAUUUGAAGAGAUCUGCCCAAGCGGUUAUUUUCUAUAAUGCGGGAACUGAAGCCACUUCUACUCUGUCGUCACUUUGUCUGUACGAAUUAGCUCUGAAUCCAGAAAUUCAAGAUAGGCUGAGGAGUGAAAUAAGGCAAAAUUUGGAUUCGAAUGGCGAUUUAACGUACGAAGCACUUUUUGGGAUGGAAUAUCUAGAUUUAGUUACAAAAGAAACCUUGAGAAGGUAUCCAUUUGUGCCAUUUUUAACCAGAUACGCUGACAAAGAUCAUAUUUUCGAAACGACUGGACUGAAGAUUGAAAAAGGAACCCAAGUGAUAAUUCCUACAGUAGCAAUACAUGGUGAUCCCAAUUAUUAUCCUGAACCUUGCAAAUUCGAUCCGGAAAGAUUCCGAGGAGAUAAGAUGAAGGAUCUUCAGUACGUUUAUUUACCUUUUGGUGAGGGACCAAGAAGAUGUAUAGGAGAAAGAUUCGCUUGGAUGUCCUUGAAAUUGGGGAUAGCAACAUUCCUGAAGAAGUAUGAAGUUGUACCAGGUGAACAAACAGAUAUUCCUCUGAAAUUCGCCAAAAAUGCAAUGUUUGCCACAACACAAGACGGCAGGAUACAUUUAAAAAUAAAAAAGUGUAGUGAACUAUUAGAUGAAAUACUGAAAGACAUAAAUAUCAUAAAGCAAGUUCUUGUCAAAGAUUUCAAUUCUUUCCCCAACAGAACACUUCAUUCAAAUGAAAAGGUAGAUCCUGUGAUAUCGAAUACGUUAUUCGUCUUGAAAGAUGAUGUUUGGAGAACUUUUAGGAGGAAAUUGAGCCCAAUCAUGUCUUCUGGUAAGAUGAAACUAAUAAUCCCUUCGAUGCAGGAACAUGCAGUUAAUUUAGAACAUUGCUUGGAAAACUCCGUUGAGAAAAACAUAGACGUGAAGGAUUUGGCUAAGAGAUUUAUGCUAGAUGCCUUCGCAUCAUUUGCCUUCGGAAUCGAUUAUGGAAGUCUGCAAAAUAAAAACCUGCUGAUGAAACAGGAACACGAUAGAGUUUUCGACCAGACUAAGGUCAUGAGAAGAAUCGGAACUUUUUCAUGGGUCUUCUCUCCAAUCCUUGUUGACAUUUUCCGUCUACCUUUUAUGGACAUGAAAUAUGCUCACAAUCUCCUGGAUUUUUAUUUACAGGCUGAGAUAGACAGAAAAAAAGAAAAUAUCCAACGGAAUGAUCUACUGGAUAUACUAAUUGAACUUUCGCAACAAAAAUCUCCAAACAAUGUACACGAAUUCGAUGAUUUGAGGAGAUCUGCUCAAGCUGUUCUUUUCUCCGGUACUGGAACCGAGUCAACUGCUUUGCCGCUCGCGCUGGGUCUGCAUGAAUUGGCAUGUCAUCCAGAUAUUCAAGAUGAACUCAGGAGGGAAAUAUAUCAAAAUUUGGAUAUUGAUGGAAAUGUUACCUACGAAUCGCUCAACAAGAUGAAGUACUUGGAUAUGGUAGUAAAAGAAACUUUGAGAUUACAUCCAUUCUUACCAUUCGUCACGCGUUAUGCUAGUGAGGAUUAUAAAAUUGAGUCUACUGGAUUGAUUAUCGAGAAAGGAACACAAAUUUUAGUACCAACAAGAGCAAUUCACAAGGAUCCCAAAUAUUUUCCAGAACCUUUGAAAUUCAAACCAGAAAGAUUUCUUGGAGAAAAUAUGAACAAGUUUCAAAACGUGUACUUACCUUUCGGUGCAGGACCCAGAAAAUGCAUUGGUGAGGAAUUAUCUUUUAAAGUAGCUCCGCAAUGUGAGGUGAGAUUCAUCGUCAGUUCAAUAGAGAAUUUAGCAGAGUUCGUUUGCAAGAAUACUGGUAAAAUGAUAUGGCUGCUUCUCUUCAUUAUAGCGAUCUUCCUGUUAUAUAAAUACACAAAACAUAGCCUCAGCUACUGGAAAAGGAAGAAUGUUUUCACGGAAGAACCAUAUCCGUUUUUCGGAAAUUUUCUCAAUAUUGCAUUGAAGAAAGAGAGUAUGGGUUAUAUUUUCAAAAGGAUAUAUGAUACGUUAGACGAAAAGUAUCCAUAUUUCGGCGUUUAUGUCUUCCACAAACCAAUCCUUGUACUCAAAGACAGAGAGUUAAUCAAACAAGUUUUAGUCAAAGAUUUCAGCUCAUUCUACAACAGAUCAAACUACUCCAAUGAAAAAGUAGAUCCUAUAGCAUCGAAUACAUUAUUUGCAUUGAGAAAUGAAGUGUGGAAAACCGUAAGGAAUAAAUUGAGCCCAGUCUUCACCUCUGGUAAAAUGAAACUUAUGCUACCAUUGAUGGCAGAAAUUGCCGAUAAUUUAGAAGGUCACUUGGAUAAAUCCCACGAUGAAAAUGUGGAUGUUAAAGAUCUUACAAAGAGGUACGCCAUAGAUAUUACCACAACGUGUGCUUUUGGAAUAGAUUCCGGUAGUAUUAAAGACAAUAAUUCCGAAAUUAAGACCAUGACAGACAAAAUAUUAGACCCUAGAGGUUUUGUUAGGGGAUUUGCUGCCUUUUGUUGGAUUCUUUGUCCAUUUUUGGUCGAUAUAUUCCGCCUUCCCUUCAUCGACAGAGACGCAUCGAACUAUUUUGUCGAUCUUUUCAAACACUCUGAAGAGGAAAGGAAAAGGAAGAACGUAAAACGUAAUGAUUUGGUGGAUCUCUUGAUUGAAAUGUCUAAUGAAGAAAAACAAACUGAUCUCUUCAAGUUUGAUGACGUAAAGAAGUCCGCACAAGCUCUGGUGUUCUAUAAUGCGGGAACAGAGGCCACAUCUACUUUAUCAUCCCUUUGUCUUUAUGAAUUAGCCCUACAUCAAGAUAUUCAACUAAAACUGAGAGAGGAAAUAAGGGAAAAUGUAGAUGACGCUGGUAAUAUUUCGUAUGAGGCACUUUUUGGUAUGGAAUAUUUGGAUCUGGUUGUCAAAGAAAUCCUGAGGAAGUACCCAUUCGUACAUUUCCUAGCGAGAUAUGCUGAAAAGGAUUACAUUUUCGAGUCUACCGGUUUGAAAAUUGAGAAGGGAACACAGGUGAUUGUUCCAACUCUGGCAAUUCAUAACGAUCCUAAGUAUUAUCCUGAACCAUCGAGGUUCGAUCCAGAAAGGUUCCGUGGAGAUAAGAUGAAAGACCUUCAGUAUGUAUACCUUCCUUUUGGAGAGGGGCCCCGAAAAUGCAUAGGAGAACGUUUUGCAUUGAUGGGUAUGAAAUUGGGGAUUGCCGCCUUUCUGAAGAAGUACGAGAUUUCACCUGGAGAGAAAACUGAUAUACCGUUGAAAUUGGCGAAAAGUGCUUUUUUCAUAGCUACUGAAAAUGGAAGUUUAUAUCUGAAAAUAAAAAAGGCAAAUUGAUUACUACAAUGACAGAAUUGAAUGUUGUCCCAUUGUCAAGACAAGA
This is a messenger RNA of Coccinella septempunctata (seven-spotted ladybird), 4452 nucleotides long. RefSeq lists its product as uncharacterized. Lineage: Eukaryota; Metazoa; Arthropoda; Insecta; Coleoptera; Coccinellidae. Gene Ontology annotation, molecular function: monooxygenase activity; iron ion binding; heme binding. The transcript has 13 exons. The record is from RefSeq and is a predicted model, not a curated record. Bases 231 to 4406 code for a protein of 1391 amino acids.